GCAUCCAGGGCCUGGUGAUGACGUAUGACGAGGAGACGGGGGUGUUCACGGUGACAGAAAGCGACUUUGAAGCAUCAAACGCCCGCGUGCCGGCCCUGCCUGACUGGGUGGAAGGACGCCAGGUCGCCAGGGCGGAGUACCACUCACUGCUUCAGCACUUAAGCAGGCAAAGCUCUGCUACGGGCGAUGUGCCUUGUAACGUUAAGUGGUCCAACGCUCACCGACUUGACCCAACCAUCGGAGGAAAGUGCAUCCACUUCACCGCAGCGUCAGAGGGCGACAUCUUUGUCGUGUUCGCCGGGAUUCCGCAGAAACACGAGACCUGGCUAUACGUACAGAUAUCGCCAGAGGGCGUUGCACUCUACAAGUCCAUGAGAGUGGUGACAACACAGCUCCUAGAUGGUGCGAGUAGUCUGGGAUCUUCCAACUUGUACCAGUCGUACUUCGUCUGCGUAACGGAAGAUACCAUCGGCGGCGUGACAAUCAUACAGUACGGCAAGACGCCUGAUAACGAGGAGCUCCCCCAUGUCUGGUUAGAAUUUGAGAUCGACGAGGUCCUGAGUCUGCAGUAUUACGCGUUUGGCAGUGGGAUGUACCCUGUCAAGGUCAUGGGUGUGUCCAUUAUAGAUCAACCGGCGCAAUACUUCAUCGUCUGCCGGGAGGGAACGCCGAGAAAGGACAACGGGAGGUGCUCGCAGCAGUGCCACGAGGAGUGUGAUGGGUGUAGGACGACCGGAUCUGACUCCCCGACCGACUGUAUAGCAUGCAAACACUACAGCGUGGGAUUCCCAUACAUAGAAGGGGACAGUGGUUCCUUCACAUGCGUGGCUACCUGUCCGGAACACAUGGAGCCGGCUACUGAAACCAGCAAGUGUACCUGCAUAAAGCAAAUGGAGGAAAGCGGUGAUGGAGGGACUGUGACGUGUGUGACGGAAUGUCCGCUCACCCACUAUGACGAUGGAAAUGUGUGCAAAGUGUGCAGUACCCUCUGCGAAGACGUGAGUGGCAGGGGGACACGAGUUUGCACAGGGCCUAACAGCGGCGACUGUAGUGUCUGCCGGUACACCACUUCCGAUGGUGGAUGCUUGGAAGGCUGCAGCCCGGGCCAAAAGGCUGUUGCACAAGACGAAGGUGGGUUCAGAUGUGACCAGUGCCAGCCUGGUCAUAAGUGUGUGAGAGGAGACGAGAUGGAGGAAAUUUGCCCAGCGGGGACCCACAGCAGCCCGGAGAGGACCAGCUGUCUGGAAUGUGCAGCCGGCCAGUUCAGCAGCCCGGGAUCACAGUACUGUCAGGACUGUCCCGCUGGGAAGUACAGCGCGAACAGCGGGGCCAGCACCUGCACAGCUUGUCCUUCCGGACAGUACAGCUCCAGCAGCGGGUCCAGCAGCUGUCAGGUCUGUCCGGCAGGGCAGUACAGCGCAAGUGCCGGGUCCACGAGCUGCCAGGAUUGUCCAGCCGGACAGUUCAGCGCAAUGGGAGGGGCCAGUAGCUGUGACGACUGUCCCGCAGGGCAGUACAGCGCGGAUGCCGGGUCCAGCAGCUGUCAGGUCUGUCAGCCUGGGCAGUACAGCGCAAGUACCGGGUCCACAAGCUGCCAGGAUUGUCCAGCCGGACAGUUCAGCAGAGUUGGAGCGGCCACACGCUGUAACGACUGUCCCGCAGGGCAGUACAGCGCGGAUGCCGGGUCCAGCGGCUGUGAGGCUUGUGCUGAAGGAUACACCAGCGAAGAAGGAGCUACAGAGUGUUAUGACUGGGACCAGUGCUCCCCCAACCCUUGUGAAAACAACGGAGUCUGCACCGACGGCGUUGACUCGUUCACCUGCGCCUGUCAGGGCCAGUACACGGGCGACAGAUGUCAACUAGCUUGCCCAGCAGCCUGGGCUAGCCAUGGCACAGAAUGCUUCCAUCUCGGAGAGUCAUCGGGGGACUACCUACGAGCCAGAGGAAGAUGUGCGGCGACACAUAAUUCUCUACUCGCCAUGCCUAAGGACGAAGCAACAAACACCUUCAUCGCCAACCUCAUCAGUAGUAGUCAAAGACCUGGCGGCAGGUACUGGAUCGGCCUGAACGAUCUUCAGAGGGAUAGCGCCGAGUGGGAGGACACCUCUGAUGAUAGGUGGACGUGGGAGGACAACACUCCUCUCGGGUGGAACAACUGGAAACCGGGUGAACCAAACGGCGAGCAUGAGCGGUGUGCGAUGAUUAUCCCGUACAGGGAUGACUGGAACGAUCUCGUCUGCACAGCUACUAAUCUGUAUUAUGUAUGCCAGAAGAGUGCCGAGUGAAGUCCAACAGCAUGGAUCUAGGCCGGACCCGCUUCUUAUGUACUACGCUGGACAGUGAACACCAAUGGAAAUCUGUAUUGGCAAUAAUGUAAAAAUAGGCAAGUUCAGGGUGUCAUAAUGUCAUCCGUGAACAUUCCAGGUCAUUAUA
Branchiostoma floridae (Florida lancelet) is the source of this 2433-nucleotide messenger RNA. RefSeq names its product proprotein convertase subtilisin/kexin type 5-like. The coding region runs from base 18 to 2285 and encodes 755 amino acids. Gene Ontology annotation, molecular function: protein binding; calcium ion binding. The record is from RefSeq and is a predicted model, not a curated record. The transcript is spliced from 12 exons. Lineage: Eukaryota; Metazoa; Chordata; Leptocardii; Amphioxiformes; Branchiostomatidae.